Lipotes vexillifer (Yangtze River dolphin) is the source of this 4428-nucleotide messenger RNA. RefSeq names its product protein phosphatase 2 regulatory subunit B''alpha (gene PPP2R3A). Gene Ontology annotation, molecular function: calcium ion binding; protein phosphatase regulator activity. Gene Ontology annotation, cellular component: protein phosphatase type 2A complex. NCBI's taxonomy places the organism in Eukaryota, Metazoa, Chordata, Mammalia, Artiodactyla, Lipotidae. The transcript has 13 exons. Bases 471 to 3923 code for a protein of 1150 amino acids. The record is from RefSeq and is a predicted model, not a curated record. Gene Ontology annotation, biological process: protein dephosphorylation.
AGGUUUUCCUGUCAUUCACAGAAAAAUGGAUCAUUUAAACCUUUGGAGGACUCAGUUAUCACAAUACUUCUAUACUACCAACUGAGAUUCAUGACAGUAAAUUUACGACCAUAAAUGUCUGCAUCAUAGAACUGCUGAAGAACUAAAAGAGAAUAUUCUUUAAUCUUCUUAAAAUUUAUUCCUAAAAAUAAUCCUAUAGUAUCAUGAUAUUACUAAAUUAAACUAGAAGGCACAAUUAUUAAAUUAUUAGACUUGUUAAUAAGAGCACACAUGUGCAAUGGCUACUGUAUCCUGACAGUUACCAAACCUCAAAUUUCGAUGAUUUCCCUUUGUGGGAAAGGUCAUUAUAUUUGCAAGAGACCACUGAACAUUGUCAUCAAAUAUAUUUUCAGCUGAGUGUCAUUUAGGAGAAUUUACUUGAAACAAGUUCUAGAAAAUUCCAUGCCCCACCACUAAGUGGAUUUGAUAUUAUGGCAGCAACUUACAGACUUGUGGUUAGUACUGUGAACCACUACAGCAGUGUGGUGAUAGACCGGCGUUUUGAGCAAGCUGUACAUUAUUGCACUGGAACCUGCCACACCUUCACACAUGGAGUUGACUGCAUUGUGGUCCAUCAUAGUGUUUGUGCAGACCUCUUACACAUCCCUGUGUCUCAGUUCAGAGAUGCAGAUCUGGACUCUCUGUUUCUACCCCAUGAAAAUGGGUUUUCCUCAGCUGAAGGUGACUAUCCCCAUCAGGCCCUCACAGGCAUACCCAGGGUCAGGAAAGGAUCUACAUUUCAGAACACCUGUAACUUAAAGGACAUUGCAGGAGAAGCAAUCAGUUUUGCCAGUGGGAAAAUAAAAGAAUUUUCCCUUGAAAAACUCAAAAACUCUAACCACGCAGCUUACAGAAAGGGAAGGAAAGUUAAGUCUGACUCAUUUAACAGGAGGUCAAUUGAUUUUGACUUGCUCUGUGGCCAUUAUAACCAUGAUGGGAACUCCCCAUCCUUUGGUUUACUCCGGAGUUCCUCAGUCGAGGAAAAAUCUUUAUCCCAUAGAAACUCACUCGAUACGAGCCUGACUUCAUUGCUUCUUCACAACUUCUCUGAAGAAGACCUGGUUACUCAGAUUUUGGAAAAACAUAAAAUAGAUAAUUUUUCUUCUGGAACAGACAUAAAGAUGUGCUUAGACAUCUUGCUAAAAUGCUCUGAGGAUUUGAAAAAAUGCACAGACAUCAUAAAACAAUGUAUAAAGAAAAAGUCAGGGAGUAGCAUCAGUGAAGGAAAUGGUAAUGAUGCAAUUUCUAGCUCUGAAACUGUCUAUAUGAAUGUAAUGACCAGGUUAGCAUCCUAUCUGAAAAAGCUACCAUUUGAAUUCAUGCAGUCUGGGAAUAAUGAGGCUAUAGAUUUAACAGAACUGGUCAGUAAUAUGCCUAGUUUACAACUGACUCCCUUCUCCCCAGUAUUUGGCACUGAACAGCCCCCUAAGUAUGAGGAUGUUGUCCAGCUCUCAGCCCCUGACUCUGGACACUUUCAAACUAUAGAACUGCAAGAUGACAAGCACAGUUCUAGGAAAACAGACACUGUAAAAUCCAUUCCAAACAACUCUACAAAUUCCUUGUGUAAUUUAGAGAUAAGUGAUCCCAGACCUCUAAAAAAUGUCCAGCUUCAGUCACAGUCAUUAACCAUGAACGCUGUAGAAAAUGUUUCUUCUGGUAAUCUAGUGGAAACCCUUUAUAUUGAGGAAGAGUCAGAUGGAAAGAAAGCAUUAGAUAAAGGACAGAGGACAGAAAAUGGACCCAGUGAGGAGCUGUUAAAGGUAAAUGAAGAUAGAGCAGAAUUAUCAGAUCGUGGUACUCAUCUUAAAAAAUGCCCUGCCUCAAUGCAAAAUGAAAUUGGUAAGAUAUUUGAGAAACCAGUUGUUAAUCUACCUGAGGAAGAUCUUAAAUCAAAAGUUCCUAAAGUUGAAGAGGGAAACCACAGAGAUUUCAUUAAUCCUAACAGUCAGGAAGAGAUAGAUAAAUUGUUAAUGGAUUUGGAAUCUUUCUCACAGAAAAUGGAGACCUCUCUAAGAGAGCCACUUGCCAAAGGUAAAAGCUCUGUCUCUCUAAAUAGUCAUAGUCAGUUGACUGGUCACCUCCCUGUAGAUCUUGAGCCUAAAUCUAAAGUCUCUUCACCCACGGAAAAAGUCUCACCUUCCUGCCUAACAAGGAUUAUUGAAACCAAUGGACACAAAAUAGAGGAAGAGGAUCGAGCCCUCUUACUGAGAAUUCUAGAAAGCAUUGAAGACUUUGCUCAAGAACUGGUUGAAUGCAAAUCAGGCAGAGGGAACCUAUCACAAGAAAAAGAGAUGAUGCAAAUUCUACAAGAAACCUUGACAACUUCCUCGCAGGCCAGUUUAUCAGUCUGUAGAAGUCCUGUUGGUGAUAAAGCCAAUGACACUACCUCAGUGGUUUUGAUUCAGCAGACCCCAGAGGUGAUCAAGAUUCAAAAUAAACCAGAAAAGAGACCUGGAACACCACUUCCACCUCCAGCCACCUUUGCAAGUAGUCCCCAACCUCUCUCCCCUGUUCCUCAUGUGAAUAAUGUUGUGAAUGCAACAUUAUCCAUAAACAUUCCACGGUUCUACUUCCCUGAAGGACUUCCCGAUGCCUGCAGUAAUUAUGAACAGACUCUAAGCAGAAUUGAAACUGCUUUCAUGGAUAUUGAAGAUCAGAAAGCAGACAUUUAUGAAAUGGGAAAAAUUGCAAAGGUCUGUGGGUGUCCUCUUUAUUGGAAAACCCCCAUGUUCAGGGCUGCAGGGGGAGAGAGGACAGGAUUUGUGUCAGCCCAGUCAUUCAUUGCCAUGUGGAGAAAGUUGCUGAGUAACCAUCAUGAUGAUGCCUCUAAGUUUAUCUGUCUUCUUGCAAAGCCCAGCUGCAGCUAUCUAGAACAGGAUGAUUUUGUUCCUUUACUUCAGGAUGUGGUAGAUACACAUCCUGGCCUCACGUUCCUGAAAGAUGCUCCAGAAUUCCACUCCCGCUACAUCACCACGGUUAUUCAGAGAAUAUUCUACACAGUCAACAGAUCUUGGAGUGGAAAAAUUACUGCAACAGAGAUAAGAAAAAGCAACUUUUUGCAAACUCUAGCGCUUUUGGAAGAAGAGGAAGAUAUAAACCAAAUCACAGAUUAUUUCUCCUAUGAACACUUCUAUGUUAUUUAUUGUAAAUUCUGGGAACUAGAUAGUGAUCAUGACCUCUACGUCAGCCAGGCCGAUCUGUCUCGAUACAAUGACCAGGCUUCAUCAAACAGGAUUAUUGAAAGGAUAUUCUCUGGGGCAGUAACAAGGGGAAAAACAGUACAGAAAGAGGGAAGAAUGAGCUAUGCAGAUUUUGUUUGGUUUUUGAUUUCUGAGGAAGACAAAAGGAACCCCACCAGCAUUGAGUACUGGUUCCGCUGCAUGGAUGUGGAUGGGGAUGGUGUGCUCUCCAUGUACGAGCUGGAAUACUUCUAUGAGGAGCAGUGUGAACGGAUGGAAGCCAUGGGCAUUGAGCCCUUGCCAUUCCAUGAUUUGCUGUGCCAGAUGCUUGACCUGGUGAAGCCAGCCAAUGAUGGCAAAAUAACUCUACGAGAUCUGAAGAGAUGCAGAAUGGCUCACAUCUUUUAUGACACUUUCUUUAAUUUGGAGAAAUAUUUAGACCAUGAACAGAGAGAUCCCUUUGCAGUCCAGAAGGAUGUUGAGAAUGACAGUCCUGAGCCCUCUGACUGGGACAGGUUUGCUGCUGAGGAAUAUGAGACCCUUGUAGCGGAGGAGUCUGCCCAAGCACAAUUCCAGGAAGGCUUUGAAGAUUAUGAAACAGAGGAACCUGCCUCUCCCUCUGAAAUUGGAAACAAAGGCAAUAAAAUAGUGACCUCAAGCCUUUCAGAGAAAUGUGGAAAGCUUCAGUCAGUGGAUGAAGAAUAGCUGCCAAUGUCUACAUGAAAGGGAGAUAUGUAUUUUAAAUGUUGUUUUCUUGUGAAGAGAUGCUGUAGUUUGCAUAUUGCUUUUUAAAGGCUUUGAUUUCUGCAAGUGCAUUAUCUGCAGCACUAGCAAUUUUUUAACGUUUUUGAGCAAUAGCUCUGGAUACACAUACCCAGUUUGGGAGACUCCUCCAGUUUGCCUCAAACCUCUUACAGAGCUUUUCCUCAGAAGCAAGUAAGAUAUACAUCACCUUCCAACGUCUGUGAAUCAGCACUCUUCACCCCUGAAUGUACCAAGGAUCUCUUGGGGACAGUGCCAAGCACAGUUCUCUGCACAAAAGCAGGAGUUGCCUCUGUUGUCCAGCAUCCCUGAGGCCCAUCAGGGCUCCUAUGGAGCCCAGAAGAAACCUUCACUUGCAGAAAACUUGAGUCAAAAAAUUCUGGAACUUGAAAAAGCAGUCAGGGCCUCCAGAACUGAAUUAGCCCUGGUAAUAAAAGCACUGCCAAAA